UUUUGAGACAACUCGCGCAAAAAUGCCUGUGCCGAGUGCAGAUGAGCUGGCUCGACGGAAAAAGCUCGAAGUCGGUCCAGAAACUGUGAGCAACCAAGCUUCUACAGACUUCCCGGGUCAUUGGCCGGGCGAGAACCAUGAGUGGAAUUUAGAUUACUUUAGAGAGAACUUCCAAGUCCAGUUCCACUCCCAAGAACCGCUCGACCUCUCCUUCUCCCUCAUCGGCAUCGACACCUCCGUCGCCAACGCCUUCCGCCGCAUCCUCCUCGCCGAAAUCCCCACCCUCGCCAUCGAAGACGUCUUCAUCUACCAAAACACCUCCAUCAUUCAAGACGAAGUGCUAGCCCACCGUCUCGGCCUGAUCCCACUCUGCGGAAACCGCGACGGCCUACAAUGGAUGAAAUGGUACCAGAAGCCGACCGAGGAGAGCGAGGGCUCCGGCCCCCAACCAUCGGACUACAAUGCCGCGGUGUUGAACCUGGACAUCGCGUGCACCUGGCAAGAGGGCGGCCUGGAGCGGGCGGUAAGGGGCGAGACGGAUCCGGACAAGCUGUACGUGAAUCAUAACGUCUAUGCGCGCGACAUAGUGUGGCAGCCGACCGGGAAGCAGGAGGAUUGGUUCCCCGAGGGAGACGGCAUCAGGCCCGUGCAUCCAGACAUCUUGCUCGUGAAGAUGAGGCCGGGGCAGCAGAUCCAGCUUAUGAUGCACGCAUUCAAAGGUAUCGGACAGGACCACGCGAAGUUCUCCCCCGUGGCGACUGCUUCAUACCGACUACUACCCACCAUCGACAUCAUCAAACCCAUCGUCGGCGCCGACGCAAAGAAAUUCGCGCGCUGCUUCCCAAAAGGCGUCAUCAAGCUCGAGGAAGUCACAUCCGCGGACGCGCAGAAAGCCCCAGAGCUGGGCGGUAAAGAGGGCGAGCCAAAAGCCGUCGUGGACGACCCCAUGAAGGACACCGUGAGCAGGGAGUGCUUGCGGCAUCCCGAGUUUAAGGACAAGGUGAAGCUAGGGCGGGUGCGGGAUCACUUUAUCUUCAGGAUCGAGAGCACAGGCCAGUGGGACAGCGAUGAAUUGUUCCUAGAGAGCGUACGGUUAUUGAAGGUCAAAUGCCAGCGGAUAAAGCGGGGCUUGGAUGAGAUGAUGAAGUAAGCGCUUGAUGGGGGAAGGGGCGACGAGGUAUAUGCAUUGCAGGCGUUCACGGGCAUGGAAGGCUGGAAAAAGUCUUAUGAUAUCACGAAGAGCGCAUGUGCGAUAUAGAGAGAUGCUAACCUUUCAAUACGUAUCACAC
This is a messenger RNA of Trematosphaeria pertusa, 1289 nucleotides long. Its product is annotated as RBP11-like subunits of RNA polymerase. The coding region runs from base 23 to 1150 and encodes 375 amino acids. The record is from RefSeq and is a predicted model, not a curated record. NCBI's taxonomy places the organism in Eukaryota, Fungi, Ascomycota, Dothideomycetes, Pleosporales, Trematosphaeriaceae. Gene Ontology annotation, molecular function: DNA binding; protein dimerization activity. The transcript is spliced from 3 exons. Gene Ontology annotation, cellular component: RNA polymerase I complex; RNA polymerase III complex. Gene Ontology annotation, biological process: DNA-templated transcription.